This is a messenger RNA of Didymodactylos carnosus, 1698 nucleotides long. The record is from the annotation of a GenBank genome assembly. NCBI's taxonomy places the organism in Eukaryota, Metazoa, Rotifera, Eurotatoria, Philodinida, Philodinidae.
AUGAGUAUAGAGUCAAAAUCAACUGAUCACUACUCAUCCAUAGGAAAACAAAUUUACGAAGAUAGUAGAGAUGGUAUGACACAGAAUAUACAAGUAUAUUUAGAUACAAUCCCAAUAGAUGACAUUAACAUCUAUUUAAAUAUAUUGUAUGAAGAUGAUACAGAACAAAAAUGUACAGCAUUAAUAAUUGCAUGUAAAAAUGGUCAUUACGAGAUUGUUAAGAUGUUUCUAACCGAAUGUAAACCAGAUCUUGAAAUAGAGAGUGUAGUUAUAUGUAAUAAUGAUGAAAUCAUAUCCAAUGCAACAGCUUUGUGGAUCGCUUCUUGGUUUGGUCAUUUAAGUAUCACACAACUGUUAGUUGAACAUGGUGCGAAUAUAAAUCAUUCAAUCGAGACAAACGUAUCUCCGUUACAAGCUGCUACCUAUGCCGGUCAUAUAGACAUCGUUCAGUAUCUAGUAGAGCAAGGAGCUGACAUUCAUCAUUUGAAUGUAAACAAUGAAACUUUAUUAAUGUUAGCCGCUUAUUAUGGACAUACGGAGAUCGUUGAUUAUUUUUUACAGCUGGGAUGUGAUCCAAAUAUACAAAAUUACGAAAAUUUAUCAACGGCAUUACAUCUAGCUACCGAAAAAGGGCACUGGUCAAUUGUUCAAUUAUUGUUGUCGUCAGAAAAUGUAAAUAGAAAUAUUAAAAACUCACACCAAAUGACACCAUUAAUGAUAGCUGCUGAACAGUUAUAUGAAGGACUUGUUGAUUAUUUUAUUGAAAAUCGUUAUUGUACCGAUAUCGAACAAAUUGAAGCUCUCGAAUUGUUAGGUACUUCGUAUUACUGUUAUAGAAAAAGAAUAGAAUAUAGUUAUGAUUGCUUGUUACGAGCAAUGAAGUUACGCGAAAAAAUGUCAUUAUCAAAGACAAAUCUUGUACCAGCAAUGGAAGUUUAUAAUAAUUAUAAAGAAUGUCAAACACAAGAAGAACUGAAGUCAAUUCGGCAUAGUUCUGAAGCAUUAAAAAUGGAAGUAUUAAUGAUACGCGAAAGAAUUCUUGGUCAAACAAAUCCACAAUUAAUUUAUCCACUGAAACACUUUGGUCAAAUUUAUGCUGGACAAAAAAAGUUUACAAAAUCACUACAGUUUUUAUUACAUGCAUUAAAUAUAAGUGAACACGAUGGUAAUGAGGAUGAUAUUUUACUCGUUUUUUCUGGGAUUUUCUUUGAAAUUAUUCAUCAUAAACAAUGUUUUCCAUUUCAAGUAUUGCAUCAUGUAAUGCUGAGUGCAUCUACAGAUGCACAUACAAAAAUGGAUAAUCAUCAUGUGAGACUCUAUUGCAAAUUUCCAUCACUGUCCGCAGUUCAGUUACUAACUGACUGUGGUGGUUUAAAUAUCAAUGCAUUGAAUGUUAAUCGAAAUACACCAUUACAUAUUAUUGCUAGUUAUUAUGGAUCCAUAGUUCCAAAUAAAGAUAUUCUUAUAAUUAAAGGAAUUAUACAGACACUGAAUGAAGCCAAUUGUCAUUGGGAUAUCGCUAACCAAUACAAUCAGAUACCUUUACAAUGUACAAGAUUACGGACAAUAGAACUAUUUAUAAAAGAUGUGAUGAAAUUCAGUCUCAAAUGCUUAGUGGCUAGGCACAUUAGAAACACAAAAUUAAAGUAUUACGAAUUUCUGUCACAAAGAUUAUGUGAUUUUAUUGAACUUCACUGA